AUGGUCAAAGACAUCCUGUCUGCUGUCGGUUGGACAACAGCCACUCUCAUCUUUGAUGACGUCAUUGAUUUGCUACAGCGUUAUGAGUUACGACGAUUGUUACAACAGCAGCAAAUAAACACGCGCGUCUUCUCCCUGGCAAUGACCUCUGGAAACUACCUCCGGGAAAUCGAUCUUUUGAGUGAUGGUUACUUGUGGAUUGUGAUCUCGGAUGUGACGUCACAGGAGGCAUUGAGAUCACUUAAGGCGGAUGUCCACGCUAAUGUGGUGUUUGUGACGGAGAAGUGGAGCGGCUGUAUGGAGGAGUCAUGGCGGGAACGGGUGGAAACCAGUCAUGUGAUGACACGUGACAGUAUAACUAGGCAAUUCUCGAUAGAUCUGAGUGAAGAGCACACAACUCCGAUGGAGUAUGAGAUAGCCAGCUCCUCUGACAGAAGUGGAGAUGUCACCGUUGUUCACAGCGGGAAUUGGAGUGAGGCACACGGCUUGGUGACCGACAAGAGAAACCUCUUCCUAAACACGUUUUACGACUUCGGGAAAACCAUCCUAGUGGCCUCGUUGGAGACAGCACCAUUUGUGAUGAAAGUGCUGAAAGGAAAUCGUCACAGCUAUGUGGGGUUCUGUAUCGAUAUCUUAGAUGAACUGGCUGACCGUAUGGGAUUCAACUACACCAUCGUAGAGCCAAUGGAUACUUUUUACGGCGCUCCAAUUGGCAAUGGCAGCUGGAACGGUAUGAUUGGCAUGGUCCAGAGAGGGGAAGCGGAAAUGGCUAUCGGUCCAUUCACCAUCACUUCGCUUAGAGAACAGGUCAUCGACUUCACCGUUCCGUUCUCAGAAGGUAGUACCGGUAUCAUGACCCUCUCACCUGGGUAUCAGGCCAAGAAGAGUCUGUUCCAGACGUUGAAGCCUUACUCUGCUCAGGUGUGGAUCAGUGUUCUCUGCUCUGUUUUUCUCGUUGGUUUCGUCUCUUUACUUGUUAACCGAUAUACGCCAUUCCAGAUGACACCUGAAGCGCGUCCUUUUCAGCAAAAGUACGAGUCUAGUCUGGAGGACAACAUGUGGAUGGUUUACAGUUCCGUAACAGAGCAAGGCAUUCAGCACAGUCCACGAGCCGUUUCCGGCCGCUGUCUGAUUGGAUUCUGGUGGCUGUUCACCAUCCUGUUGGUGGCCACCUACACAGCCAACCUAGCCGCCUUCCUUACAAUUUCUCUGCCCCCACCGCCUAUAAAUAAUAUGGGGGAGCUGGUUGCUCAAGAUGCUAUGCUGCCAUUCAUUGAGGCAGGGAGUAGCUUUGAAACAUUCUUUAAGGAAUCUAGAACCGAGCUGUACCAGAAAGCAUGGAGCCGUAUGAAGGAAGCACCAAGGGUUUCUCUAGAGGAAGAAGUGCUCAACCUGAUAAGAACGGGGAAAUACGCGUAUGUGGGAGACAAACCUGUUCUUGAUUCCUUAUCCAGUGAAAGCUGCUUUACUUUCUCAGUGGCGGCGGAAAGUUUUGAUUUUGUUGGAUACGGGUUUGUCCUUUCCGAGGGAGCAGCCUACGCCCACAUAGUCAACCCUUUUAUACAUCAGAUGCAAGAAGCUGGUUUAGUUGAGAAGUGGAGAAAGAAGUGGUGGGGGCAGCCUAGUCAUUGUCUGCACCCUCAUGACGACAAGGUCAACAGCCUGGGGCUGGACAGCCUGGGCGGAUUGUUUCUGUCUUACGCCGGUAUCAUCGCCCUUGCCAGCGGCUGUCUGGUGCUGAAAAUCGCCUUUCAAACACUUGGCCACAGAACACGUGUUGAAUGUGAUGCCGAGAUUUCCUAA
Messenger RNA from Liolophura sinensis, 1803 nucleotides. Its product is annotated as glutamate receptor ionotropic, kainate 4-like. NCBI's taxonomy places the organism in Eukaryota, Metazoa, Mollusca, Polyplacophora, Chitonida, Chitonidae. Bases 1 to 1803 code for a protein of 600 amino acids. Gene Ontology annotation, cellular component: membrane. Gene Ontology annotation, biological process: monoatomic ion transport. The transcript is spliced from 10 exons. Gene Ontology annotation, molecular function: ligand-gated monoatomic ion channel activity; signaling receptor activity. The record is from RefSeq and is a predicted model, not a curated record.